AUGGAGAAGUCCGCCCCUGUCAGUGAAAGCCUGCCCAGCGGGCCCAGACACGCCUAUCGGCCUCACGGUAGCAACAUCGACAAGAGAACCGCGGUCAAGAUUUUCACCGUCACUCUUGGAUUACUUCUGUACUACGCCUCCAGGUCAUCGUUCAUUUCGCUAGGAGGCAAACCGUCACACCACGAGGAUAACACGGCUUCGGUUGAAGGAGGCUUUGAUUGGCUCGAGAUCCAGCCCCAGGAGCAAUUAGCCUAUCACCCAUGUUUCGGGGGCCUGCAAUGCGCCCGCGUCUCGGUGCCCAUCAACUGGAACGACACCUCGAAUCCUGCGAGGGCCGCCGUCGCCGUCAUCAAAGUCCCGGCCAAGGUCCCCGUGACGGAUCCCCGGUACGGCGGCGCCGUCGUCCUGAACCCCGGCGGGCCCGGGAAUUCCGGCGUCGGCCAGGUGGUCCGCAAAGGCCGCUACAUGCAAACAAUCGUGGACGCGCCGCAUUCCGACCUGUCUCUGGAUGGCCUUUCAGACGGGAAAUACUUUGACAUCAUCGGCUUCGAUUCGCGGGGCGUGAACAACACGACGCCCCAUCUCAAGUGUUUUCCCAACAAGCAGUCCGAAGUGAAUUUUCUGGCUAGCCAGGCCAGUAGCUUCCACUUUGGAAUCUCGGAUACCUACAUCGACCUUGCGUGGGCACAGUAUCGAGCGUUCAGCGAGAGCUGUGCCAACCACCAUGGAGACGAGCCGAAUAUGGCCGAGUUUGUGAACACCGCGCAAGUCGUGGAGGACAUCGUCGCCAUCAUCGAACGUCACGCUCAGUGGAGAGAAAUCGAGGCUCACAAGAUCCUAACCUCGCGCGAAAGCACCAAACUCCCCCACACCGAACGACAAGAGGCUCUGCAGAGAACACGCUGGCAAAAGGGCCACGAGAAACUGAACUACUGGGGCGUCUCUUACGGAAGCAUCCUCGGCCAGACUUUCGCGGCGAUGCACCCCGACCGCGUAUCUCGUGUUCUGAUCGACGGCAUCGCGGACGUCGACGAUUAUUACGCCGCCGAUUGGCUGAAGAACCUCCAGGAUACCGACCAGAUCAUGUUGCAAUGGGCAAUCUACUGCCAGCAAGCACCGGGAGCGUGUCCUCUAGCCCUCCCGGACAAGCCACCAUCGAUCAUCACGGCCCGCAUCGCGCGUCUAACACAGUCGCUGCUUACGGAUCCCAUACCAGUGGCCGGCACCCACGAACAUGGGCCGAUGGUCAUCGGCUACGAGGAUGUAAUGGAUCUUCUGGGUGAUGCCAUGUACAACCAGGCGCUCGUGGAGCCAUACUUUGAGAUUCUGAAGGACCUACAGGAUCGAAAUGCGACGAGCAUCGCCGCUCUCAAGGCAGGCGGAGACUUGUCCCCGGUCUCGAUCAACGACGAAUGUCAAAGGGAUGGACUGUACUCCGAAGCAUGCGUCAGAGAUCAGUCGACCCCAAGCUACCAAUACGCUAUUGCUUGCACUGACGGUCCGGAUCUACGCAACACCACCAAGGCGGAUUUCCGGGAGUACUUCAAAGUGCUCCGUAACCAAAGCGACGUUCUGGGAGCGACUUGGGGCGGCCUUCACAUGAUCUGUAUGAACUGGCAAGCAAGGCCAGCUUGGAGAGUAGAAGGGCCAUGGACGGCGAACACCUCGAACCCGCUCCUCAUCAUCGGAAACACUUAUGAUCCCGUUACACCUCUUAGAAAUGCUCAUCGUGCAUCCACCCUGUUCCCCGGAUCAGUCGUCCUGCAGCAGAACACGGAGGGGCAUGGCUUGCAUGCCGCCCCGUCCAUUUGCACCGGCAGGGCCGUUCGAGCGUAUUUUCAAGACGGGACUCUUCCGAAGAUCGGAACCGUCUGUGAGCCCGAGCAUCGCGCGUGGAUUGGGUGCGUGAACCCGGCCGGAUGUGAUAAUCGGAGUGAAGAAGACCAGCAGCUCUGGGAGUCACUCGUUGCUAUGCGUAAAUAUUACAGAUGA
Messenger RNA from Colletotrichum karsti, 1992 nucleotides. RefSeq lists its product as uncharacterized. Bases 1 to 1992 code for a protein of 663 amino acids. The transcript is spliced from 4 exons. NCBI's taxonomy places the organism in Eukaryota, Fungi, Ascomycota, Sordariomycetes, Glomerellales, Glomerellaceae. The record is from RefSeq and is a predicted model, not a curated record.